AAGGACUGAGGAUGAACAUUAGCAUCAACACACCCAAACAAGCUGGCGUGGUUGUUGUACCGGUUAAUGCGUCGUUUCUUUUGUAUGUAUAUGUAAAAAAAACAUCGUUGUUGUUUUUACUGCUUGGAUAAACUCGCCUCAAAUAGGCCUCGCUUGUUGGCUGCAAACAAAGAGACGUGGAAGCAAAGAUCGAGUGUGUCAAGUGUUGUGAUUGCCGUGUGAAAAAUGUGCAAAGUGCAAAUGUUGAGAGCGUUGCUGAAUCAGCGACUGAGUGCGGCUGUUGACGAAGUAUUUGUCGUCUUCCAAAGAACGAUAGCGGAAUACGAGGAGGAGCUUUGUCGUACAAAAGCAGAGAACGAGCGACAGCGUCAAAUAUUGAACGCUGGUUUCAAGCCUCAGUUUGGAUUGAACAGCGCAGACACACAAACAAUGGAGGACGUUGGUGAAGGUAGACCUGCAAAAAGUUGCAGCAAAGAUAAUCUUGUCCCUGAGCAAGAGUGGAGCCCCAGGGAGGAGCUCGAAGAAACUUGCAUUAAAGAAGAAGAGGAGGAAGCUGACGUCGCCAAGUUCCCAUUGACUGUCGUCCACGUAAAGAGUGAAGACGAAGACAAGCCUCACUCCUCACAACGUAUUCAAAGCAAAAAGAGACGAGAAGGUCUCUCAGCUUCAUUACCAGACAACAAUAAUGCGCUGCCGCACCUUCCCGAUGCUGAUGAGCCUAAAGGUGAUGCGAGGAGUCAGACGGACAGUGGACAUCUUAAAUGUACAGAUUGCGACAAAACGUUUAGUGACAACUCAACGUUGAAAAGACAUCGGCGCUGUCACACGGGAGAAAAACCUUUUGCCUGCUCACUGUGUGUCAAAAAGUUCUCUCAGAGGGCAAGUUUAGUGGCACAUAUGAGAACACACACAGGAGAAAGACCUUAUACAUGCUCACUCUGCACCAAAGGCUUUCGCGAUAAUUCCGCACUAGCGACGCACAUGCGGACGCACACCGGGGAGAAACCUUUUACAUGCCCAUUUUGCGAGAAAAGAUUUGCUCACAAAGGCCAUUUGAUAUCGCACACGAGGACACACACUGGGGAGAAGCCUUUCACCUGCUCGGUGUGCAACACGAGUUUUAGGGUGCACUCGGUGAUGAUGAUACACAUGCGAACGCACACGGGGGAAAAACCUUUCGAAUGCUCCGUUUGCGGCAAAAGGUUCACUCAAAAAGGAAGCUUGAUCAUACACACAAGAACGCACACUGGAGAGAGACCAUACACCUGCUCAGUGUGCAAUAAAAAUUUCCGGGUUCGUUCAGCAUUGGCAACGCACAUGAAAACACACACCGGGGAGAAAGUUUUUGGCUGCAGUGUGUGUGAUAAAAGAUUUGCUCACAAAUUUCAAGUUGACAGACACAAGUGUGCUGGUGAGAACAGCAGCAGUCAGUGAAGGACUGGAAAUGAAUGGAAAACUUGAAGGCUCUUUCAUAAAUCGAUCCCUCAACAUUUCAAUAUGUAGAGAUUAUAUUUUUCAACCUACCUUCUAACUGCAAUAAAUGUUUCCAAAACGCCCGCAGAUUGAACUCGAGGACACAAAUGUGAAACUUUUUGUUUAGGGUUUUAUAGUGUGUAAUCUGCGUGUAGUCAAAUGUCAUGUUUCGACUAGGGGAAAAAAUGAAACUAAUUUAAUAAAUGCAUAUUGAUAUUCGAACUGAUUAGUGAUUUCUGUAGACGCGCUCGAUUCAGUUGAUAAUCACUGCACAAUAUUGUGACGUGUAUGUAGUAGUGAAUUAGUUUGAACACUACUCGGGGUGCCGUUUACUAGGUUAUUAAAUAAAUAAUAAAUAAACGAAACUAAACGAAUUACAGUUGCGCGUCUACAACAUGCCGGGUCGCUUCUGGACAUCCAUAAUAAACACUGAACUAAUUAAAAAUAAA
Molecule: messenger RNA, 1922 nt
Organism: Syngnathus typhle (broad-nosed pipefish)
Lineage: Eukaryota; Metazoa; Chordata; Actinopteri; Syngnathiformes; Syngnathidae
Product: zinc finger protein 501-like
Exons: 2
Coding region: 226-1434 (402 amino acids)
Biological process (GO): regulation of transcription by RNA polymerase II
Cellular component (GO): nucleus
Molecular function (GO): DNA-binding transcription factor activity, RNA polymerase II-specific; RNA polymerase II cis-regulatory region sequence-specific DNA binding
Source: RefSeq, a predicted model, not a curated record